Messenger RNA from Nymphaea colorata (pocket water lily), 5091 nucleotides. RefSeq names its product sister chromatid cohesion protein PDS5 homolog A-like. Gene Ontology annotation, biological process: mitotic sister chromatid cohesion; DNA repair. Bases 284 to 4933 code for a protein of 1549 amino acids. Gene Ontology annotation, cellular component: nucleus; chromatin. The transcript has 31 exons. NCBI's taxonomy places the organism in Eukaryota, Viridiplantae, Streptophyta, Magnoliopsida, Nymphaeales, Nymphaeaceae. The record is from RefSeq and is a predicted model, not a curated record.
GCGAUGGACUCCGUUGAAUUAGGGCGCUUGUGGAAUUCAACCCUUCUUUCUGCCAUUUUUCGUCGUUCGUUUCUCGCUCUACUUAAGGAACCCCAGCGUCUGCGAUCGCGCCUGAUUCAGUUGGAUUGAAUUCCGCCUUUCGAUUCCGUAGAGGUUCGGUCUCUGUCUCUCGUCUGUGGUCCGGGCUUUGGUUCCCGCGUCUCAGUAAUGGCGGAAGGAGACGGACUGUGACUUCAGACUCGUGUCGGGAGUUACCAAGAGGAAGCGGAAAGGAAGGGAGGUCAUGGCGCAGAAUCUUCGGCAGGCGCUCAAGGAAAUCGGGUCGAAGCUCGCGAACCUUCCCCACUCGAAGGAUUCCCUCGUGAAGCUCCUUAAGCAAGCCACAAAUUGCCUGUCUGAGAUUGACCAAUCACCACCAAAAUCACUGUUGGUGGCUGUGCAAUCAUGUGCUGAUGCAGUAGCAAAGGCUGAGCUUCUGGCCCAGCAAGAUAGGGAUGUCAGACUUCUGGUAUCGGCUUGCAUUUGUGAGAUAAUGAGGAUAACAGCACCAGUGCCUCCAUACAAUGACGAUGUGUUAAGGGACGCAUUUCGUGUAAUUGUGGGGACCUUUAGCAGUUUAGAUGAGAUAAAUAGUCCUUCUUUUGGGAGAAUGAUUGCUAUUCUGGAGACUCUUGCUAAAUAUAGGUCCUGUGUUGUCAUGUUGGAUCUUGAAUGCAACGAUCUAGUGAAUGAAAUGUUCAGUACAUUUCUCUCUAUUGCCAGUAAUGAGCAUCCAGAAGCUGUCCUUAUAUCAAUGCAGACAAUUAUGGUUCUCCUAGUUGAUGAAAGUGAGGAUGUCCAGGAGGAUCUAUUACUUGCUUUAUUAUCUGCGCUUGGUCAACAUGAAAGUGAUAUAUCUUCAGCUGGACAAGAACUGGCUAUUAGUGUCAUUGAACAGUGUGCUGGCAAGCUUGAGCCAUACAUAAAUCAGUUCCUUAUAUCAGCAAUCUCAAGGAAUGCUCGUUCUCAAAGUAGUUGUUUUAAUCAUCAUGAAAUUAUUUAUGAUAUUUAUCGUUGUUCUCCUCAAUUCUUACGUGGAGUUACUCCUUACAUGCUAGAAGAACUGCUGGCAAAUGAACCUGAUGUUAGGCUGAAAUCAGUAAACCUGCUUGGAUGGAUGUUUACAUUACCUGGUCGCACAAUCUCUGAGCCAUUCCGGCCCCUUUUUUCAGAGUUCCUUAAGAGGCUGACAGACAGAGUGGUUGACAUUCGAACUGCUGUUGUCGGACAUAUGAAAGGCUGCCUGCUAUCUAAUCCUUUCAGACCUGAAGCUGCUGAGAUUAUCUCUGCCCUUUGUGAUCGGUUGUUAGACUAUGAUGAAAGUGUUCGGGAACAAGUUGUUGGUGCAAUUUGUGAUGUUGCUGGACAUAGUUUAGAGUCUGUUGCAAUUGGGACUAUCAAGUUUGUUGCAGAGCGCCUUCGGGAUAAAUCUAUCACUGUCAAAAAGUAUACUUUGGAGAGGCUGGUGGAACUGUAUCGACUGCAAUGCUUGAAGUUUUCAGAUGGUUCGAUUGAGCAAAAUGAGUAUAGAUGGCUUCCUGGGAAAAUUCUAAGAUGUUUCUAUGACAAAGAUUUGAGAUAUGAAGCAGUGGAGAAAUUUUUAUCAGACUCGUUGUUGCCCACUGAAGUCUCAGUUAAAGUAAAAGUGAGAAACUGGAUUGCAGCUUUCUCCGAGUUUGAAAAAGUUGAGAUCAAGGCCCUUGAACAAGCUUUUCUGCAGAAACAAAGGUUGCAGAAAGAAAUGAAGCGGUAUCUGGCGCUUAGAAAGAAAUACCAGGAUAAAGAUACUACAGAUAUCCUAGAGAGAACUUCAGGGUGCAUUAGGACCCUGGCUCGGUCAUUUAAAGAUCCUGCCAAAGCAGAAGAAGAUUUUCAAACCCUUAAUCAGUUGAAGGAUAAUAAUGUUUGGAAGAUUCUAACUAGUCUUCUUGAUACUAGCACUAGUACUGCACAAGCUUUAAAAGGCCGUGAUGACUUGUUGAAGAUCCUCGGAGAUAGGCAUCCUUUGUUUGAUUUCUUUGGUACAUUAACAACCAAAUGUUCUCUUAUUCUCUUCAACAAGGAGCAUAUUGAGGAAAUCCUUGAUGAGCUUAUUCUCCACAAGUCUGCUGGAAAUGAAAAGCUUGUCUCAUCAUGCUUGCGCUUCCUCAUGAUUCUUGCAAGUUUCUUUCCAUCUAUUUUUAGAGGGGUGGAAGAACAGCUAGUCCUUCUUCUUAAAGAUGAUAAUGAAACAAUCAAAGAAGGCAUACUGCUUGUUCUUGCAAAGGUUGGCGGAGCUAUCAGAAGUCAACUUCCAACACUAGACAGCUCUGUAGACCUACUGUUAGAGAAACUGUGCAUAGAAGGCACAAGAAAGCAAGCAAAGUACUCUGUCCAGGCUCUCGCUGCAAUAACAAUUGGCGAUGGCCUCAAGUCACUCUCACUGCUUUACAAGCAUCUUGUGGAUAUGCUAGAUGAAGGAAAGCAUCUACCAGCCAUAUUGCAAUCUUUGGGCUAUAUUGCACAAAUUGCCAUGCCAAUAUUUGAAACCAGGGAGGAGGAAAUUGUAGGGUUUCUAUCGAACAGAAUUUUGCCUUGCAGUGUUGUAGAAAAUAUUUCUGGAACAGACUGGGAUAAUCAAAGCAAACAAUGCUUGCUCAAGAUAUUUGCUAUUAAGACCUUAGUGAAGAGUUACCUACCCACUAAAGAUGCUCUUCUGCGCACUGGAAUUGGAAACCUCUUAAAGUUGCUGAAAGAUAUACUUUCUUUUGGUGAAGUGUCCCAAACUGUGGAAUCGAGCAUUGUUGAUAAAGCCCAUCUUAGACUUGCUUCUGCAAAAGCAAUCCUGCGGUUGUCAAGGAUCUGGGACCACAAAAUUCCAAAUGAUGUUUUCUUUUUUACUAUAAAAAUUUCACAGGAUACUUACCCACAAGUCAGGAAGCAGUUUCUUGCUAAAGUGCACCAAUAUGUAAAAGAUCGGCUUGUGGAUGUGAAGUAUGCUAUUUCACUUCCAUUGGCCAUGCAUGGAAUCCCCGAACAUGAAUACAAAGAGUACAGACAUCGUCUAGUUGAAAUUGUGGAGAUGCUUUAUCGUGAAGCCAAAUCUCGGAAGCUUUAUGCACCAUCUGGCCAGAACUUGCCAUCAGAUCAUCCUGAAUAUAUUUUGGCAUAUUUUGUUCAUGCUUUAGCACAUGACAAUUCAUUCCCCAGUAUUGUUGAACGGCCUGGUUCUGAAGCUUUUGUGCCAAUUUUCUGGAGGUUAUAUGCAUUUCUUUCUGUGUUCAUAUGUCAAGAUGUUGACGGUAAGUUGGAGACUGUGUGCCCUGAGGUGCACAAUAGAGUUUGUGCGAUUGUCUCAGUCUUCAAAAGUAUCAAACUGUCUGAAGAUGUAGUAGAUUCAAACAAGUCAAAGAAUUCACAUCUAGUAUGUGAGAUUGGACUUAUCAUUAUCAGGAAUCUCUCUAACCAACCAGAUAACGACUUCAUGCAAUCAAUUCCACUGCCAUCAGCGCUUUAUACCCCUAUUACCAAGAGUAACUAUGAUGUCAAUGAAGAGUUUAAGCUUCCUUGGUUGGCUAAUGUUGAUCUGUUUGUCUAUUUCAAAUCAUCGAGCUUGCAAAACGUGCAGGUUAAGUCUGCAUCUGUCAAGGACGAGAAGAUUUUUGAGGCUGGUGACGAUGAUGGAAAAGAAUUGCCUCUGAUGAAGAUGAUGAAAUUGCUGAAGUCUAAAAAACUGAAGAAAAAGAAACCAAUCAUCAAUACUGCGUCAAAUAAAAUAAAAAACCAAGAAACAGACUCAGAAACGUUGAGUAUGGUGAACGAAAUGAGAAUGGGAAAUCUUCGCAGAGAUGUGUGCAUGGCAGCUCCUGAACUUGAAAGUGAUUCCAUAUUUUUGAAGAAGGAAGAAACGAACGAUAGUAAGAACAAUGGGACCGUGCUUCUAUCUCAAAGGAAGAAGAUGAAAAAAACUUUCAAGGGGGAAUAUGGCCUUGGUACUAGUUAUAAAAGAAAAGCUUCUGAGUUUGAUGCAUCAAUGAUGUCACACACAUUGAAGCUUAAGAAGAACAAAAGAGAGCUAGGGUUCAAGUCUCAGACUAUGGGUAUUUCAACAUCAGUGUCAUCCAAUAUUAAUAGUGACUCCAGCAUUUUGGAAGGUGAACUAACUACAGGCGGGAUGGAUGUUGAACCGAUAAAGAGUAUGGAGUUAUCAGGAGACUCAGGACCAGCAUCUCGUGCAAAAAAUAAAGUACUAUCAUCGAGAAAAGGUCACAGUUUCACCUUUAAGGGUGAUGUCCAUGUUGAUGGGGAUGCGAAUCACGAUAAACAACAGUGGCUUUUGGAAGAAUCUAGCAAGGAUAACUCGGAGUUAGUUGGGUGGAGAAUAAAAGUUUGGUGGCCAAUGGAUAGACAGUUCUAUGAAGGUGUUGUACAAUCUUUCGAUGCUAAGAAGAGGAAAUAUUUGAUCUUUUAUGAUGAUGGAGAUGUUGAGAUGCUUAAGUUGGAAAAGGAGAAGUGGGAGAGGAUUGAUGAUUCUCAUGUGCCAAAGCAAGCACCAUCACCAAGUCCAUCUACCUUAUGCAGAAGGAAGGAAAACCGUUGCAACUCAAUCAAGCUUUCACGUAAAUCACCUAACAGGACAAGUCUUCCAUCUUGUGCGGGUGAGAGCAGAGAUGAACUGACCGACAGUGGAGAUGGUGUUGAAGUUGAACGUCAUGCUAAGCUGCCAGGUGUGGAGAGCAGUUUUGAGGAUCCAACAGGUGCAAAGGAGGAUGACCUUUUCGAUGCGGAAAACACACCUGAUCUAUCUGGCUCCCAACCUGUUGAAGAUCCUGGCAAUGAGAAAAAGGCUUGCGGUGACAACUCCGACGAUGAACCUCUGCUUGCUUGGAAACUCAGGGUAAGCAAAGGAGACUGAAGAGCGUUAAACCCCACCUCCAGCAAACUUUAGCAUCAGGCAAUAAUAUGCUUCAUCAACAUUUUCCUCAGCAUUGAUUCUGUCUGGCUGCUCCUGUUUGUACAUUACAAUGUACAUUAAAAUAAAUUAUAUAAUCAAGAGGUUCCUUCACAUGAUUA